AUGUCUUCGACAACGAAAGCUGCCCGGAUAGGGGAAGAGAUCUGGAAGACAAAGAUCGACAAAGUCAAUGCGGAACUGGUGACCCUCACGUACGGCACAAUUGUCGCUCAAUUAUGCCAAGAUUAUGAUAGCGACUAUCUCGAAGUCAACAAACAGCUGGAUAAAAUGGGCUACAACAUAGGCAUGCGCUUGAUUGAGGAUUUCUUCGCUAAGUCGAAUACCGGCCGGUGUGCCAAUUUCAGGGAGACGGCGGACAUGAUCUCGAAGGUGAUUACUACCUACCCAGUUGGAUUCAAGAUUUUCCUCAACAUAACGCCCACAAUCACCAAUUGGACAAGUGACAACAAACAAUUCUCGCUUGUAUUUGACGAGAAUCCGCUGGCAGACUUUGUUGAGCUGCCCGACGACGGGCGUGCACAAGACGAAUUAUGGUUUUCAAAUAUCCUGUGCGGGGUGCUUCGGGGGAGCCUAGAAAUGGUCCAAAUGCAGGUGGAAGCGCACUUUGUCAGCGAUAUUCUCCGGGGCAAUGACACGACGGAGAUCCGGGUAUCGCUUGUUAGAUAUAUCGAAGACGAGAUGCCGCCCGACGACGAGUAG
Talaromyces rugulosus is the source of this 597-nucleotide messenger RNA. RefSeq lists its product as uncharacterized. Bases 1 to 597 code for a protein of 198 amino acids. The transcript has 5 exons. Gene Ontology annotation, biological process: intra-Golgi vesicle-mediated transport; endoplasmic reticulum to Golgi vesicle-mediated transport. Lineage: Eukaryota; Fungi; Ascomycota; Eurotiomycetes; Eurotiales; Trichocomaceae. The record is from RefSeq and is a predicted model, not a curated record. Gene Ontology annotation, cellular component: cytosol; TRAPP complex; cis-Golgi network membrane.